GUUAUCCUAUGAGAUCAUGUAUCUUAACUAUUAUCAUGCUACAAACUAAGAAAAACAAAAGAGUGUUAUAAACAUUUGCAAAUCCAUGGCAUUCUGUAUAAGGAAAAUUACAUUAUUAUGAAAAAUAUGUGGUUCUAAAAUAUGAGUGUGUUAAUAAUUCGGUUAUGGUUUCCCAACUUCAAAUUUUAUUGUUAGUUUGCUUGUUGAGCAAUGACUUCUCUAUGGAGAUUGGCAAUAUUUGCUUUACACUGGAUUUUGACCUGCUUAAAUGAGUGUGUGGUUUGGCCACCUAAGUAUUUCAAAGCAGAUACAUUUUUGCAUCAAUAUUUCUCUUGCCUUGUUUUUAGUUUGUAGUUUUGUACAUCUAAACUUGUGUCCUCUCAACAAUUGGAUGCUUUUUUUUUUGUCCAGGUGUCUAACACUAAUUUGGUGCUUAAAGUUCAGUUUGUUUUUUUGUAGUAGGCUGAAAAUAAUGUUUUAAUAAUAAAUAAAAAUGAACCGUUGGAUGGUCUAUCCAUAAUCAUGACCAUCAUUUUUUUUUGGUACGAUCAGAUCAUGCAAAACAUUCUUCAGCUUUGGCUUCUUUAAUCAUAACAUGUGGUGUUUGGUCAAAGUUUGACUGUUCAGACAACAUAGUCAUAGACAAGAAAAAACAGAGUGAAUAAGAAAAGAGCAGUUUUCUUGUAAUAACUUGUAAGUGAUAAUAAUAAUAACAAUAAUAAUCAAGGCCAAGAAAGUGUGGGGUGAAAACUGAAAAGAAACUCAUAGCUUGAACCACUCAAGAGUUCAGGGAGAAAGGCAUAUAAGUAGUAGUGAUGCACAAAAACAAAUUACAAGAGUAUCUUCAGAAAUCUCGUUUUCCAUUACCCGUCUAUCGAACAGACAACGAAGGAUUUGCGCAUGCACCGAAGUUCAGGUCGACAGUAGUGGUGAAUGGAAGGGAGUUCAAGUCGAGGCUCACAUAUUCACAUCGAAAAGAAGCAGAGCAGGAUGCUGCAGAACUUGCACUUAAGAUAAUUAUCCAUGACACAAACAAUAUUGAAGAAUGUACUGUUCUUCCUGAUCUAAUAUACUGCAAAUCAAUCCUGAAUGAAUAUGCUGUCCAAAAGAACAUAGGAAGUCUCCAAUAUACAACUAGUCAAAAAAGCGAAUUGGAUCCGGUCUUCAUCUCUACGUUGGUGUUUAAUGGUAGAAUUUACACCGGUCAAGUCGGAAAAAGCAAAAAAGAGGCAGAACAGCUCGCAGCAUUUGUAACUAUCCAAUCACUUCUAGAUUCCAGUUCAUGUCGAAAUCUUCAUCAAAUAAUCAAGUCCAAGCUCAACAUGCCCACAAAACUACAUCAUGCCAAGCAAUCUGUCCCGAGAACUAGCAAUAAGUUCCUUGAAGGUUCUUCAAAGCAAAUGACUGAUACCCCAGGUCCAAUUAAGCGAAAGCUUGACAGCAUUAACUUAGAAAGCAAGAAACAAACUAGGGAACCUGGUUUUCAAGUUAUGAAUGUACCUUUUGAGAAAACUCGUGGUAAAAGACAAUGAUGCAUCUCACAAAAGGCAAGAAAAAUGGAUGAAUGCUAUUGGCACAGAUACUUCAAAUAUAUAAAUAUGCUACGUAGGCUAAUUAUCUACUGCACUAGUAUUUGAAAGCUGACUAGACAAAUUAAUAUGCUUGUUUAACUUUCUAUUUAACUUCUCUAUAUGAAUUUGGUGUUUGGUUCUUGUGAUAAAUUAUUUUGUAGCAGUACUUAGUACUAACAUUAU
Molecule: messenger RNA, 1754 nt
Organism: Arachis ipaensis
Lineage: Eukaryota; Viridiplantae; Streptophyta; Magnoliopsida; Fabales; Fabaceae
Source: RefSeq, a predicted model, not a curated record